Molecule: messenger RNA, 1017 nt
Organism: Stereum hirsutum FP-91666 SS1
Lineage: Eukaryota; Fungi; Basidiomycota; Agaricomycetes; Russulales; Stereaceae
Product: terpenoid synthase
Exons: 9
Coding region: 1-1017 (338 amino acids)
Biological process (GO): isoprenoid biosynthetic process
Molecular function (GO): prenyltransferase activity
Source: RefSeq, a predicted model, not a curated record
AUGCUUUCCUCUAUGCCUAUGCCCACCAAUAUUCCGACCGGCCAUGCCAAAGUCAAUGGAUGUGGCCCGAAAACUGGGGCAACGAACGGAUAUAUCGCCUUACCUAAGGUCACUAUUCCCUCUGGCGGUGCAUGGACGGCUGCCGAAGAAAAGGCCCUCCUGGAACCCUACACCUAUCUGGCCUCUGCGCCUGGUAAGGGUGUUCGAAAGCUCCUUGUUGACGCUCUGAAUGUGUGGCUCCAAGUCCCCACUGAGCAGCUUGUCGUCAUCGCCAACAUCGUAGACAUGCUGCAUCUUUCGAGUCUUAUGAUUGACGAUAUCGAGGAUAGCUCCGAGCUUCGCAGAGGCAAUCCAGCUGCUCAUCACGUUUACGGUGUCCCACAAACCAUCAAUACCGCCGAGUAUGUCUUCGUUCAGGCGAUUGGUGAAGUUGCCAAAUUGCGCGCGACACGGCCGGACAAUGAACAUGACGAACUACAGAACCUGCAUCGUGGCCAGGGGCUCGAGAUUAUUUGGCGGGACUCGUUGAAAUGUCCAAGUGAGGAAGAAUAUAUCGACAUGGCGAAUAAGAAGACUAGUGGUCUUCUACGCAUUGCUUGUCGCCUCAUGAUGGGUUGUGCUACUUCAAACGUUGGCACUGAUUAUGUGCCGCUCAUUAACACCCUCGGUGUUUUCUUCCAGAUCCGUGAUGACCUCUUGAAUUUGGAUGACGACGAAUACACCGCCAAGAAGGGCUUCGCAGAGGACCUAAGCGAGGGGAAGUUCUCUUUCCCUAUUGUCCAUGGAAUCCAGGCCAGUCCUAGUGACAAUCUCAUACUGCAGGUGUUGAAGGAUCGUCCCACGUCGCCGGACAUGAAAAUCCCGGCCAUCAACUACUUGCGCGAUGGGACGCACUCUUUUCAAUAUAGCCGAGUGGUCCUGCAUUCGCUCGAACUACAGAUGAAGGAGGAAAUUGCAAGACUCGGAGGGAAUGAGAAACUCAGUCGGAUCAUCAAACACCUCUCUGUACAGGUCUGA